Molecule: messenger RNA, 1288 nt
Organism: Myotis davidii
Lineage: Eukaryota; Metazoa; Chordata; Mammalia; Chiroptera; Vespertilionidae
Gene: SLC18B1
Product: solute carrier family 18, subfamily B, member 1
Exons: 12
Coding region: 53-1216 (387 amino acids)
Biological process (GO): transmembrane transport
Molecular function (GO): transmembrane transporter activity
Source: RefSeq, a predicted model, not a curated record
UCAAUUUUUUUUAAAGGCUGAAAAGAAAGGAGCCAGCAAUACAGUUAUUGGGAUGAUCUUUGGAUGCUAUGCUUUGUUUGAACUGCUGGCCUCUUUGUUCUUUGGAAAAUAUCUUGUACAGAUUGGAGCAAAAUUUAUGUUUGUAUCAGGAAUGUUUGUCUCAGGAGGAGUCACAAUUCUCUUUGGUUUAUUGGACCAAGUUCCCGAUGGACCAGUAUUUAUUGCUCUGUGUUUUCUAGUGAGAAUAGCAGAUGCCAUAAGCUUUGCUGCAGCAAUAACUGCAUCUUUUUCUAUCCUCGCAAAGGCUUUCCCAAAUCAUGUGGCCACAGUCUUGGGAAGUCUUGAGGUUUUUUCUGGACUGGGACUAGUUUUAGGGCCUCCUUUAGGUGGCUUCUUGUAUCAAUCCUUUGGCUAUGAGGUGCCUUUUAUUUUGCUUGGAUGCAUAAUUUUGCUGAUGGUACCACUCACCAUGUACAUUUUACCUAGUUAUGAGGAGUCUAAUCCAGGUCAACACUCAUUCUGGAAACUCAUCAGUUUACCCAAGGUUGCGCUCCUAACCUUCAUCAUCACCUCGCUCAGCGCCUGCUUCGGCUUCCUUGACCCGACUCUGUCUCUCUUUGUUUUGAAGAAGUUUAACUUACCAGCUGGACACGUAGGACUGGUAUUCCUGGGUUUGGCACUAUCCUACACCAUUUCUUCUCCACUCUGUGGUCUACUAAGUGAUAAAAUUCCACAUCUAAGGAAAUGGUUUCUGGUUUUUGGAAACAUAAUCACAGCAGGCUGCUACAUGCUGUUAGGACCAGUCCCAGUCUUGCACAUUCAAAGUCAACUGUGGCUGCUGGUGCUGAUGUUAGUCGUGAUUGGCAUUUCCUCUGGAAUGAGUAUAAUCCCAACUUUCCCGGAGAUUAUCAGUUGCGCCCAUGAGAAUGGGUUUGAAGAAGGAUUAAGUACACUGGCCCUCGUGUCAGGUCUCUUCAGUGCAAUGUGGUCCGUUGGUGCUUUUAUGGGACCAACACUGGGUGGAUUUCUGUAUGAGAAAAUUGGUUUUGAAUGGGCAGCAGCUGUACAAGGUCUGUGGGCUCUGACAAGUGGACUAUCAAUGGGCUUGUUUUAUCUAUUGGAGUACUCAAGGAGAAGAAGAAGAUCAAAAGUUCACAGUAUCCUUGGCACAGAGGAGGAACAGCGUGCUCUCUUGCCUGAUGAAAACCAGCCUUGAGAACCUUGGGAGACACAGGGUUGGGAGAUGGAUGUUCCUGGCCUUGAAUAUUAAAGUUGGAAAGUUUGAAAA